UGAGGCAGAGGCCACACGUUCCUACAUACAAGGGCAGUGCGAACGCUGUGGACGGCACCAUGCCAACUUUAGGCAACGUUCAAACGUUUGGAAAAUAUUACUUACACCUAAAGAUGCUGCAUCAUGCUGUGUAAACUCUCCUGUCAUGGAUGACGUAGAGCACAGUGUUGUAAUAGCAGAGCGAGACUGGGAGAGUUUCUAUGAGGAGAGUGAGGAAUGCUCUAUUCAACAGGCAUGGCUUGCAAGCCUGGAUGAUUCAGGCUUCAGUGACACUGAUGAUGAGAAAAAUUCCACCCAAGGGCCUGUUUUAGAUUUCCAAAUCAAGCCUGAUAAAUCAAACGAGGAGCCUGAUGCUGCAGCACUGACACAGAGUGAAGUUGAUGACUGUAAAGCUGAAAACACCUUAGAAGAACCUGAAAGUUAUAAAACAGACAAUGAGAGACCUACUGAGCAAACUGCAGAGAUCAAUCUGAAUGAUGUUCCAACCGCAUAUGCAUGUCUGACCUCAGAUAGCAGUGUAAGUGUUAAUGACGCCAGUCUGACUGAUCAGCAACAUACUGCCUCAGAUAUAAAGGAUUUGAGAGAGCAUGACGAAAGUCACAGUGAGGGUAAGCCAUGUCAGGCCAUUGGAGAGCCAAACACAUCCUUCCCAUGUAUUCAGCAUGCCUGGCAAGUUGGCAGCUCAGAAGGAGAAAGAGCUUUGAAGGUUUCAGAAAGUUCAGCAACUCCAACAAAAGAGAAAGAACGGUGGUUUGUCACAGUAAAUGACAGUCCGGUAAUGCAAAGAGUAAAGUCUGGCCAAAAAAAAGUAAGAAAAAAAAAAACCUCGAGGAAAGUAGUCCAACAGAGCAUAGUAACAGAAAGUCAGUGCUCCGUCUCAAAUAAUAAGAAAGAAGAAGUAUUAAUGAAAGAUGUACAAAUUUUACAGAAUGAAUUUAUGCAACCUCUCCAAACAUAUUGUGAAAGCGUUUACUUUAAUCCACGUCCUAACCAUUUUUGUGAAGAGGUUAUUUUAGACUCGUGUAAUAAUCAGAAGGAAGUUUUAUCUCUCAUGAAAGAACCUGAAAAGGAGGCCUUUGAAAAACCUUCUACUCCAAAAAUUAACUGCGCUUCAGAAGCAUCAUCAUCAUUUAUUGCUGAAGAGGAAAUCUUAAGUUGCGCUUUUAGUUUUAACUGCAAAGACAAUUCAGAUGUUCCAACAGAAACCUUCGAAAACAACCCUCCUGCUUCUGUGACUCCCCCUUCCCCGUUAACACUCACAGAUGUUGCACUAUUACAGACUGAUGCGCUAAUAAAUGACCAAAACAUCACCAACAAACCCAAUAGUAACACACAAGUCACCAAUCCAGAUCACCCGAUGACCAACAAUUUAAGCCAUAAAAGUCAUGAAGAUACUCAAGACGAUGGUUCUAGAUUCAUUCUGGAGGCGUGUUCAACAACUACUCCUUUAGAAAUGCUCCAAGAGAAAAAGCCUCUAAAACAAAUGCAGGAAGAAUUGAAACUGCCCUCCCAGGAGGCACAGAAUGAUGGAUCACGAAAGGAAAGUCUUGAAGCGGCUGUUGGUCCAAACUGCCCAAUAUAUGCUCUUUCAUCUUUCUGGGAUGAAAUGGAGAAGUUGACAAUAAAGGACAUUUUACAUCUUAGAUCAGCUCAUAACAGGUCUCCUAUGAGUGGAAGUGUAGUUACUGAGGAGAGUGAUGUUGAAGAUAAAAAUCUGCUUCCUUCUAAACAGGACAGGGGACAAGAAAGUGGCUUGAUGGAUGACUCGGCAGACUCUGACUAUUUCACGCAUGUAGAGGAGUCUAAACCAGACUGUUCAAGUUGUGAACUCUCUGAUUUUGAUGAGGAAUUUCUACAAAUACUUAACAGAAGUGGAAACCAUAGUCCUGAGCCUCAACAUAUUAAAGAACAGACUGAACAUUUUAAUUCUACAUACAUCCCAGGCCAUGAAUUUGUUCCAGAUAAUGAAUGUGAAUCUCUAGACAUGAUACAACUGAGUCAUCAGAAUGAAAUCCCAGAUUAUUUGUAUCCAGUCACAGAGGCACCAAGUUUAUUUCUUACACCUAGUCAGGAUAGUAAUGGAAACCCUUUUGAACUGGACGGAAUCAAGAAAACACCUGUUUUAUCAUUUGAUAAUUCAGCAGACAAUCAAUCCAUGUUAACCUUUUCUGAGAUUUUGACGAAGGACAUUAAUGGAUCUGGUUCCUCAGACAGACACAGCAGCACUGUUGUCUCAUUUCCAUUCGCACAGAACUUGUCAGUAUGUGAGAUGUAUGAUGAUUUCUUCUCAGACUUUGAGAUUGGGAAUUUUUUCUUUCCUUCAACCCAAGAUAAGACUGUUCCUAUCUUCUCUGCUUCACGCUCAGUGGUGAGAGAUUUGAUAGUCCCGAAGGUGGAGGAACUUGAUUUUGACCCAGAUUUUGAAGAAGAUAUUAAGCCAGGAAGGGACAUUACUUGCUUCAGCAGCCAGCCAGACAUAUCUACUAGUCCCUCAGGAAUGCCAAACCUGUUCUUUUCCAUGAGCCAAAGAGGAAACUGGAGUAGUCUUUUCUCUCUCAGAAGAACCAGAUUUAUAGAAAAAGGGAGCACCUGGCACAACAAAGUCAGCUCUUGGAUUUUCCAAAAAGAAGCAAGAAAGGCAACAUCAUACAUUUCAAGAACCCAAAUGAUGCAGAACAAAUCCUUCCUACAACUGGUAGAGCCGCAGAAACAUGCUGUAUUUGUUUCAAAAAAAGAAGACUUUAGCUUUUCUAUAACGCAAGCAGAUAUGUGCCUGGUUUGUAUUGCCUUUGCUUCCUGGGUAUUAAAAUCCUCUAAUUCACAGUCUACAGAUAUGUGGAAAGCAGCUCUCCUGGCAAAUGUUAGUGCAAUCUCAGCCAUCCAGUACUUGCGGAAAUAUGGAAAAGGACAAAACUCAAGAUGAUCCAUGAUGUCUUUUCAAAAAGUUCUCAGAAGGGGCCAGUUAAAAAAAAAAAAAGGGGGUUCAUUUUGCACAAAUUUAAACCAAGUACAAUGUAAAUACACAACACAUGUGUCACCUACUAGGUUGUAGGUCAUAUACUGUACUUUAGUUUACCAGAAAUUUACCAAUUUUGAAUUGAUAGCAAACAAGAUAUAGGAAAUCCAUUGUUUUCUGCCAUUCACUUUAUUGUUAAAGUGAAAUUUAUUCAGACAGACAGAGAAAUUAGGUUGAUAUGGACCAGAAGAGCACUCACAGGUAUUUGCGUCAGAAAUAUUUUCAAGUGAAGAUCUGCUGAGCAUUAGCAUGUUGUGGAUAUACUAGUGAGUAACAGAUUUUUGUUAACAACAACAACAGUGAUGAUGAUGAUGAUGAUGAUGAUGAUGAUUGUGAAACAGAGAAUUUUCCCAGAGAACACUGGUUCAGUCUGGGGUUUUUUGUUUUUUUUAACUUUUGCAAGCUGAAACAGUUUCCUGUCAGUUGAUUUUCUGUUCUUCUUGCUUGGCCAGGAUACAUUUGAAAAUGUCCUUCUCCGGUUGCUUUUCUCUACAGACAUUUCAAACAUUUCAGGAGAUCGCAUGUCUGUUCUGAGUUUUUAAUUUUCUAACAGUGGUGACGAUUGUUACAGUUGUAGGGAGGAACUGGGUAGUGAUUUUUUUUAAACUACAAAAUUCAGUCAGAAUUAUUUCAUAAGGUUUUUUUUUAUUAUUCUGACAAAUUCCUGUCGUGUAAAUUAUGAAACCAUGAGCUUCAGCACCAAUGUACCCCAAUUACAUAAUAUUCGACUGCAUGAAGCUUAAGUAAAAUUCAUGAAGUGCAAAAUCAUGUAAAAGAAAAUAAAAUUGUCUUAUUAAUCAUCAGUAACAUUUUGUUAAAUUAUGUUAAAGGAAAACUCCACCUUGAAACACAAAUAUGUUUACAUUUAAACAUUUACAACAUGAUUAGUGAUUUUCGUGCAAAUUUGUUGGUUGCUGCUGUAUUAUUGUUAUUCCUGUGAGAAUUUUUGUUGUUGUUUGUGCUCUAAUGUCAGGGGGCACUGAUAAUGCAGUUACAGUGGAGCUUAAUAGGAGAAAAUUUUUCAAAAAUCUCAAAAGAUCUUUUCUCACUCACCAUUUUUACUCACCAGUGACGUACAAUGGCAUAAUAAUGAGAAGUCCAACACCAGUGUAGUGGAGACUGCAAACUGAACUCAAAAGGUCCAAAACUGUGAUGCAGUUACGUUACACAGACGUGUUGAGUUAUAGUAGAGAAUCAGCUCAACUAGUUAGCAAUCUACAAGAUGACAAGCACAAUGGUGUUGAUGGCGGUAUUAACAGGAAAGCUGAAGGUUUGAAAGUUGAUCUGUUUGAGCAGAGUGCAUGGAUGAGAUGAUGAGCGAGCGUGACAGACUAAAUCAUUAUACAGAUUAAUAUGCAAGUUGUUCAGGGUGGAUUUUUUCUUUAAAAGGACAGAAUAUGUAAUAUUGUGUACUAUCACACAAGGUUAUAUUUUUAAUCAAACCAUUCAUACUGUACAUUCAAUACACACUUCGUAAAAGGUUACUUUCAGUAUUCACUGGUUUAUUGUAGAAAAUACUGUCUUUUGACUGUUGUGUAAAGAAAACAUUUUGACAUCAGUAGUUUAUGAGUAAUGUGGUUAAUAGUUCUAACUGAUGUCCAUUGAACACAAAUAAUGACACUUCACUAGUGGUCACAGCUAGCUUUAUAUUGUUACUUAGACAUAAUACUUUAUCCAGAGAUAUAUGACAUGGUGUCAAUUAAUUACUUAUUUGUUAUUAAUACAGUUUCAUUUGUAUUGCAAUAAACAGUCCAAAAACUAGUCUCUCUCUACUGUUAUAUACUGAUAAGAGUGUUCCCUCUAAGAUAUACCUUAAAAAGAGGAGGUUAAAGAAAAGCUAUGAUACAGUAUUUAAAGCAUGCACUUACUGCACACGGGUUCUUUUGCCUUUUUGAGUCCAAAUCUAACAUUAAAACACUCAUUUACACGUCAUAUAUUAUUUAAUACAUAUACUAUGUACAGUAUUAUAGAGUAGGUUUCAAUAAAGUUUUAAACUUUAAGCUAUAUUGUGGAUAUUCGCGAUACUGGACAGCACCUUGCAGAUACUAAAUACAUCUAGUGCUUUAGCACAGCAACAAUAUUACAAUAGAUUUUAUUUUUAACAGUAAAAACUGCUAAUAGUCAUGCAACAAAAACAAGGUCAAUGUGCUUGGGAAAAAAUGUAUUAUUUCAUACAAUACCACAAAGUAGGGCAGAGUCAUAAGUGCCGAAAGGAAGUAAACUGAUUCUGUACACGGUUCCUGCAGAGAACAACAACCACCACCCUGAAUUCAGAAAUCACCCCAUAGUCCACAGUGUAUGUCAACCAUUUCAAGGCUGCUUGUCUCCCUCUUUCUUCAGACGGCUGUUGAGCAGAUAAGAGGACAUUUUUAAAUAUUAGAACAGGCCCAUCAAACUUUAGACCAGAAUAAAAUAUACAAGCCAACAUAAUAUAGAUCAUAUUACCUAUAUUAUAAAAUACAGACCAUAUUGUGUCGAGUUCUGUUGAAGUGACUUUUGUCUUUUGAGAUGAUUUUAAAACAACAUGUUUGAAGUAACAGGUUCAUUUCGAUUUAUUUAUUACCCUCGGAUUAUUUUGUUUAUUGAAGGAAUGUUUUCAAAUAAAAUCUUUAGAAAUCGGUACUUGUUU
This is a messenger RNA of Neoarius graeffei (lesser salmon catfish), 5645 nucleotides long. RefSeq names its product PPARGC1 and ESRR induced regulator, muscle 1 (gene perm1b). NCBI's taxonomy places the organism in Eukaryota, Metazoa, Chordata, Actinopteri, Siluriformes, Ariidae. Gene Ontology annotation, cellular component: cytoplasm; nucleus. The record is from RefSeq and is a predicted model, not a curated record. Gene Ontology annotation, biological process: response to muscle activity; regulation of DNA-templated transcription. The coding region runs from base 146 to 2923 and encodes 925 amino acids. The transcript has 4 exons.